This is a messenger RNA of Dinoponera quadriceps, 2959 nucleotides long. It is a transcript of the gene Lerp, whose product is annotated as cation-independent mannose-6-phosphate receptor. Gene Ontology annotation, molecular function: D-mannose binding; signaling receptor activity. The record is from RefSeq and is a predicted model, not a curated record. The transcript has 16 exons. Lineage: Eukaryota; Metazoa; Arthropoda; Insecta; Hymenoptera; Formicidae. Gene Ontology annotation, biological process: lysosomal transport. Bases 265 to 2796 code for a protein of 843 amino acids.
UUAACAUUUCAGUCUACGGCCAACUUUCCACAGGAGCGUGUAUGACUGAAGUUGGCCACAAAAUUAAAUUUAAUCGCCCAUUCCAGAUUAUAGGUUUAUUUGCGACAUCCUUCAGUGACAGUGACGUUUCGCAUACAAUUCGAAUUUGUUAUCAAUACUUAUCGAUGAUAUUGUCAUCUUCUUUGUUCCGUAUUGUAUGCUGCAUGUUGCGUACUAUUGUAAUCAAGAUCGAUAAUGUGAUGGUCAAGACCUGAUUCGAUAGCAAUGUCAAAAUUGAACGGAUUGCUGUUUUAUUCCUUGUCAACUCUCAUUGCUUCAGCCACUUUAACUGUAACUCUCUCAAUUUCCGAUUGUAUAGUACAUGAUCGUGAUUUAGGUUUUGUAUACAACUUGACAAAUUUAUCAUCAAGCAAUGAUGAUAUCAUUAUCGAGUAUCCUACUGAAACAAUACGUAUGCAAUUAUGUUCUCCAUUGAAGAAAAAAUGCAAUAAUCAGGAUGGAUAUGCGAUAUGUUUAAUACAAAACAAGACUGAAAAGGGAAUAGGAAGGUUUCCUCCGCAAGUAAAUAAUGAUACCGGAAUAAUUAAAUUUAAUUAUGCUGGUGAUGUUUGCUUAUCUUCAACUAACUAUACAGUAGAUAUUGUCAUGAAGUGUGAUUAUGAUGCAAAAGACAACUCGGGUCCUGAAUUAUUUCCACAUAGAAAUGGAGAGUGUAAAUUAUUCAUGGUAUGGAAGACUGCUUACGCAUGUGGGCCUAGAACUCAAACGAAUUGUACAGUUGUCUAUAAUAACCAGCAUUAUGAUUUAAGCUCUUUAACCAGGUAUUCGGACAAUUAUGUAAUUCAUGCAGGAAAUGAUACAUCGCGCAAGAUAGUAUUAAAUGUUUGUCAUUCCGUAAUACGUCAGCGUGGUUCUAUAUGUCCGGCUAAGACGGGAGCCUGCUUGGACGAUCCUAAAAAACCUAACAGAUAUUUGAGUUUAGGUGAAGUACAAAAUCCUCUUUUCUAUGUAAACGGAUCUUUGCGCAUUGAGUAUCAGGAUGGUGGAGUAUGCAGCGUCCCGAAUAUCGCAACGCCACACAUCAGAACAACCAUCACAUUUACUUGUCAUCUGUCAUCGUCCACUACGAAAAGUAUUCCGGAAUAUAUCGGAGGACAAGAACAAUGUCAUUACCAAUUAAUAUGGUAUACUGCUGCAGCAUGCAGUGUCGAGAAUUUACGAGACUUUAGUGCGAAAACAGCAGGCAAAUGUGUUGUUACAAAUCCUCUUACAAAUUUCGUAUAUAACUUGCAAUCGUUGAUGAACAAAGACUUCACUGUUAGUUCGAGCGAUAUAGAGUACAAGUUCAGAAUAUGUGAGUCGCUUACGGAUAAUACAUGCAAGGCUGGGACAGGAGCAUGCGAUUCCAAACAUGGUGCGUCAUUGGGCCAGGCCAACGCUAAUCUGAUAUGGCAACAAGGUGGUCCUUAUUUAAAAUAUACCAAUGGAAAAGCAUGUAAGCAAACUGGAAUGCAUCACUACACGGUUAUCGGAUUCUUCUGCGGGUCAGAAGGAUCGACCAAUGCACCGCUUCUCGUGGAGGAUCACCCCUGCCAAACCAUUAUACAUUGGAAUACGGAUCUAGUUUGUGAAAAAAGAAUAAAGUGCGCUACCGAUAACGACGAUGAGAUUAACUUGACACCUCUGAUACAAUCUACAAAAAAUUAUAUUGUGAAAGUGAAUGAUACAGAGUUUCAUAUAAAUAUAUGUCGACCACUGGUCCCUUCUCGAGGUCUCACAUGCACACACGGCAGCGCAGCUUGCAAAGUUUCAGUAACUGCACAGGGUGAAUACACCAAUGAAACUAGUUUAGGAUUUCCCGAGAACAGUCCUACAUUAAAUAAAGAUCUACGAACAGUAUUGCGUUAUCUCGGUGGAUCACAAUGCCCAGAUGAUCCAGCGAGAUCGAUAUCUUCGAAUUUCACAUUUAUUUGUGACAAUAACAAUCAGGGACUUCCGGUAUAUAAACGCUUUGUUGAUUGUACUUAUGUGUUUGAAUGGAACACCAGUAUAGCAUGUGGAGCAGUGAUGGGAGCUUGGACGCCACCUUGUGCCAUAAAGGAUGGUUUUCUUUCACAUGAAUAUGAUCUCUCUUUGUUGCACAAGGACCAACCGAUACAUUACGUGAAAAGCAAACAAGGUAAAGAGUAUGGUAUAAGCAUUUGCGGUGGAGAGAAGUAUUGCAAUGGUUCUGCUGUGUGUCACGAAAAGAAUGGUUACGGAUCGCUAGGAAGUGUGAUUUUUGAUUACAGCCGAGACGACAUUAAGCUUAAAUACAUAAAUGGCAGUAAAUGCAACGAUAACCCCUACACGUCCGAGGUCAGAUUUAUAUGCAACGAAUCUAUAGGCAUUGGUACACCAAAACUGCUAUUGGAGUCGCAAUGCAGCGCGGAAUUCGAGUGGCACACCGAAGUGGUUUGCACGAGGCAUGCCAAUUCUCAGAACGCUGGGAAUGCAUCGAGUCCUAGUCAGGAACAGUCCUUCCCCGAUACCAGCAAAAAUGUCUAUAGUUACGUUAGAACGGUGGUAGGCGUCAUGCUAACUAUGACCGUGCUGUUAGCGACUUUGCUCUACUUCCGUAACCCGGAAGCAAGAGCGCACUUUCGUACCUGGACGAAUAUAUUUAGUUUCAGAAGAGGCGCAGGCCGUGUACAGUAUUGCAGGGUCGAUACCACUGAGGAAGCCAGGCUUCUGCUCGACGCUUCCGAUCCCACGCAAUGUCAAACGGACAGCGAUGACGAUCUUCUACAUGCAUAGUGAUACGCUAAUGUUGUCGUUGUUUUCAGCCGUCAUAACCGCGUAGUUACUGUGAUUUGUGUAGAUUAUUUUCAAUAUCUGUGUAUAGUGCGACGAAUAACAGCAUCUUGUUGUAAAACAUUCGAGAUAAAAUAUGAAAUUAAUUAAAUACGUUUCUCAUUGA